Molecule: messenger RNA, 651 nt
Organism: Mucor velutinosus
Lineage: Eukaryota; Fungi; Mucoromycota; Mucoromycetes; Mucorales; Mucoraceae
Exons: 1
Coding region: 1-651 (216 amino acids)
Source: RefSeq, a predicted model, not a curated record
AUGCGCUUCACAUUACUAAUUGUUGCUGCUCUUGCUCUUGCCAAUGUUUCAUUCGCUGCUCCUGCUCCUUCGCCGUUGACCAACGAUGCCAUCAAUUAUAGAGGCGCCGUUGUUCACAGAGAAACCGUCAACUAUAGCGAUGCAGCUAGCAUUGCUAGACUCUAUCGUCGUUCAGAGAAUGAAGCCGAAGAAAAUGAAGGUGACGAAGAUUUUCCUCCUGCUCCUGCUGGUAAAGCCAAGAAUAAGGCCAAGGGUACUAUUGGUACCGCUACUGGAAGUGCUGGUGCUGCUGAAAAAGAGGAAGAGAAAAACUCUGGCCUUCCUACUGAAGCUGUCACUGGUGCUCUCGGUGGUGUUGCUAAAGGUUUGCCUGCCUCUGAAUUACUGGCAGGAGGCUUACCUGCUACUAAAGGCCUUGCUUCAGGCUUGCCUCUCGAUACAGUUACGGGUCUCGCCACUGGUGCAACUACUGGUGGCUUGCCUACAGAUCAAGUAGCUGGCCUUGCAAGCGGUGUUACUGGUGCUGGCUUACCCACAGAUGAAGUUACUAGUCUCGCAGGAGGAGUGACCAAGGGCGGGUUGCCCACUGACGGUGUUACUAACCUCGCUGGUGGUUUACCUGUUGUAAACAGCGUUGCUUCUGGUCUCUAA